AUGGUUUGGAUGUUAUAUUCAACCUCUCUGCUGCGGGACGCGAACUAAAAGAGAUAACAAAUAUGAUAUAUUCUCUUACGGAUGAGAUAAUACAGCAGUGCGAAGAUGAAAUAAAUAAUUUGAAUACAACUAGGAAUGAAGAGAAGCGAACUCAUAAAACAUUUUUUGAUAUCCAAAUGGAUGCAUGCAGUAAAGAAAAUUUUACCCGAAAGGAAAUUUCUGAUAACGUACUAACCAUGUUACUAUCGAGUAGUGACACAAUCAUUGCUACGAUGAAUUAUGUUCUCUUCAUAUUAGCAAAUUUUCCAAAAAUACAGGAAAAAAUAUAUGAAGAAAUGUUGGAAAUUUAUGGCACUGAAACUGUAAAAUCUGCACCAAUUAAAUACCACGAUUUACAAAAUAUGCAUUAUUUGGACCGAGUUAUCAAGGAAACGCUAAGAAUGUUCCCUACUAUUCCAAUAAUUGGACGACAAGUAAUGGAAGAUUUAAAAAUAGGGGAAGUUAUGAUACCAAAAGGUGCAGAUAUUUUUAUACCGAUUAUAAAAAUGCACCGAGACGAAAAGUAUUGGUCAAACCCAUUGGUGUUUGACCCUGAUAGAUUUCUCCCAGAAAGAAUAAAAGAUUUUCAAGCGUCUUAUUAUUUUCCGUUUAGCGUUGGACCAAGGAACUGUAUAGGUAUAAAAUAUGCAAUGAGAUGUGUAAAAGUCAUGCUAGCAACACUGAUACGAACGUAUGAAUUCAAAGUUAAUAAAAGUAUUGAAUUAGAUAAAAUAAAAUUGACAUUUGACAUUGUAUUAACUCCUGCUGAGCCUUUCAAAGUCAAAAUUGAAAAACGAUCCAAUAAAAUAGUAUAGAAAUAUAUUAAAUAUUUAAGACUAUUAUUUUAUUAUAAUAUUCUGCAUAUAUAUAUUAUAUUGUGGUGGAAUUCGAUUUAUUACUUUUUAGUUUAUAAUGUUAAUUUACAUAGUUUGUAACAUAUGUAACCUAUGUAAGAAUAAAACCAAUAAUCUUUGAAGACUA
Molecule: messenger RNA, 1020 nt
Organism: Wasmannia auropunctata (little fire ant)
Lineage: Eukaryota; Metazoa; Arthropoda; Insecta; Hymenoptera; Formicidae
Product: cytochrome P450 4c21-like
Exons: 7
Coding region: 63-854 (263 amino acids)
Molecular function (GO): oxidoreductase activity, acting on paired donors, with incorporation or reduction of molecular oxygen; monooxygenase activity; iron ion binding
Source: RefSeq, a predicted model, not a curated record